Molecule: messenger RNA, 3295 nt
Organism: Schizosaccharomyces cryophilus OY26
Lineage: Eukaryota; Fungi; Ascomycota; Schizosaccharomycetes; Schizosaccharomycetales; Schizosaccharomycetaceae
Product: contractile ring protein Imp2
Exons: 5
Coding region: 1210-3120 (636 amino acids)
Biological process (GO): cytoskeleton organization
Cellular component (GO): cytoplasmic side of plasma membrane; mitotic actomyosin contractile ring, proximal layer; plasma membrane
Molecular function (GO): protein binding; phospholipid binding
Source: RefSeq, a predicted model, not a curated record
UUUCCAGCACUUUCGGUGCGUUCAGCUUCACUGCUCAUCUUGGUAGUACCGGUGUUGCUUUCUUUCUUGACGGCAUUGCCAAUAUCAUUGAAAAAGUUAUUUAUACCGUGGCGAACCCGUUCAACGUUGUAAACGAUCUUAUGGUCUGUAUCCUUGACGGCGUGCUUAACAUUGCGUUCUUCUGACAUAUUGUUUCAAGUUAGUUGUAACGUUGCAAAUAGAGUGAUGCGUUCAAAAAUUCAACGACACGAAAACGAAGUUUCUCAAUGGAAAUCUGAAUUGUUUUGAAUUUGUCCUAUUAGUUAAUGUCAAACACAGCGGCGGACCCUUCUCUAUAUAUAGUAAUUGCCUCUUAGGCUCACGCGCCUCAUAUCGUGUUCAAUUACGUCAUCAUGAUUUAAGUCCUUGUUCCAUAGGUAAAUAAACAAUUCGACGGAAAAGAAUGUUUCUGUUGAAAGAACAUGGAUGGAUACAGUCAUGGAAUGAAUUCACAAUUCAAAACUUUCGUUGAUGAGUUCUUUCGUUGAAGCUUGUUUCGUGUUAGUCUGCUUGUGACAUUUUGCAUACAGAACGGUAGGAAAAGAGGAAGGUUGAAUAACAAAGGCAGAAAAAGAACACAAUAUUCUACUCUAACCUUUAGGAUACAUUGAGGAAAGAAGCCUGGAAUGGAUUAAUUUCCUAACACAGCAAAGCAGUUGUCUACUGUCUGUUGACAUGGUCGAUUGGUAAAACAUUCGUUACUAUCCAUACAAGGUCGCAUCUGAGCAAAACACAAUUGAUGACUUUUUCAUUUUACUACAAAUCAUAUUGUUGUAUUUAAGAAUCCAAUUGCAUACUUCUGGUACAAGUCAAGAAAAGUAUACAUGGCUGACUACGAAGCCACCAAACCAGGCAUGUCAGAAAACCCCAGGCAAAUUUUAUACAAAUUACUUUUUAGAACCAUUUUAUGAAUCAGUCAUUCAUUUUGUUCUACUUAUGAUUGUACAAUUUCUUCUGCUGUAUUUUAUUAAUUUAAUUUAAUUUUACUCUUUUUUUAUUUAUUUUCUCGGACUUGUUUACAUUCAGGUUUUACCUAGCAACGGCUGCCAUUUAUUUACCUUGCCUACUCUGUUCGUUUACACCGAGGCGUCUACUACCAAAUUUGAGUAAACACAGAAAAGACUGCGAGAGAGGAAUUCGACCUUCUCGCAUUGCCUUGUUAUUUAUAGAAUGGCUACAACAUUAAACUUCAAUGCUCAGUCAUCCAAUCCUUCGAAGAGCUUUUCAAACUACUUUUGGGGAGUGAAUGAUGAAGGAUACCAUGCAUUACUUUCUAGAUUCAGUGAAAUCAAACACAUCAAUGAAGACCUACGAUCUUUUUUUCACGAAAGAGCAAGCAUUGAAGAGGAUUAUGCUAAACGGAUGGCCAAAUUGGCUCGCUCGAAUGUGGGUGCCAAUGAAACCGGAACUUUAAAACAAUCCAUUCAGAGUAUGAAGACCGAGGUGGAUACAAUGGGCAAAAACCAUCUCGCAAUCGCUCAGCUUUUACAAGAUGAUGUUUCCAGCGCUUUUAGUCGCUAUGCGAUAUCUUUGAAAGAUAAAAAGAAAACUUUUAUAGCGAACAUUGAAAAAUGCCAUAAGGAUAAAGAUUCAAAGAAACAAAGUUUCGAAAAGGCACAAGACAAAUACCAUUACCUAUGCAAAAAGGUUAACUAUUACGUUUCCCAGCAGAAUAUGCUAGUUGGAAAGGAACUAGAAAGGAAUAAUUAUAAACUGAACAAGACUCAAAAUUCAAUUGCAUCAAGCGCUUCCGAAUACAAAGCUAGCGUCCAAACCGUCUCAGAUACCUACAACCGUUGGAUAAAGGAGUGGAAGAUUGCUUGCGAUAAGCUACAAGACAUCGAAGAAGAACGUCGUCACUUUUUAAGAAGCGUCCUUUGGACGUUUACUCUUCUCGUUUCUCGAAGCGCUUUUAAUGAUGAUGAAGCUUGCGAGCGAAUUCGAAAAUCUUUAGAGACGUGCAACGUCAAGAACGACGUUUUGGGCUUUAUCGAUUCUCGAGCUACGGGAACUGGUAUUCCCCAGCCUCCUAAAUUUUAUGACUUUUACAAAGGUGAAUCUCCUGAAGACGUUGUGGAGCUAGUCCAAGCAAAUUUCGAACGCGCUCCGUCCAACGUCGAAAACGAUAACAUGACCCUAAAUCGACCUUACACUCUUUCCGCAGCUGCUCGAACAGGGAAUGCUACUUUGGAAGGAUCCUCUGGUUCACAAAACGUCUCUGCCGCAGUCAAUCAGACAGCUGCGUCAUUGUCUUCCAACUCGUCGCAAUCAGGGCGAAUGUCUCCACGUAAAAAAUUUUUUAGUAAAUUUAAGAAGUCGAGUCGUCCUGUUACCCCUAAUGUUUUGAAUCCUUCUUCGGAUAUGACUCCUAUGGAUGAAAAUUUUCAGAAAUUAUCCAUGCAAAGCAAUAAGCCUGAUACUGAAUCAGGAACAGCUAACCCCCCACCUUAUCAAAGCGUUUCUCCAAUUUCCAGACGACAACAGAUUCAGGAUGAAUUUAGUAGUGUUAUGAAAAUGGAAAAUAGAGCCGUAUCACCCAUUUCUGAUAACCGUAAAAACAAUACUUCUCUCAGUUUGCGAAAAACCCAGUCUUCAAGGCCUUCGUCUUCUACAUCGCGUCGUGCGUCUAGGUUACCACGAUCUCUGACACCUGGUGCUAUCGAACCGGAUUAUGAAUAUGGAGUCAAAGCAGAUCCUGUUGGAAGCCUGGGAGGAUCCUUGAAUGAUGACGAUUAUCAAUCAGAACUCGAAUCCUCUAUUACGGAUGACUUUCUUGCUUCAAAUGGAUACGGCGUCGCAAACUUGUCACAGCCUAUGCCUGGUGAAUACGAUACUGAAGAACAUCCUUCUUUAGAUCUAGAAACCCCAACAAGUUCUGACGGACAAAAAAUCCUUGGAUACGUUCAUGCUCUGUACGACUACAAUGCUGCUAUUCCUGAAGAGAUUUCUUUCCAGAAAGGCGAUACCAUUGCUGUAAUCAGACUUUAUGAAGAUGGCUGGUGGGAAGGCUUCGUCGUUGGUGACGAUGAUCAUAAUAGAGGCCAAUUCCCUUCUAAUUUUGUCCGUCAAAUUGAUGUUUAAUCCUCAGUAAAUGUUUUUCAGACCUUGUGCGUUCUUUUUUUCUUGCAUGCUUUCCAUCUUUUUGUUUAUUUUGUGAUAUUUAGUUUAUUUAUCGUUUUGAAAUCUAGUUGGUUGACAACUCUAAUAACUUCAAAGUGCUGACAUUCACAGAAAUAAUAGAGACAUUAACUACCAU